CAUCACAAGCGCUUCUCAUCAUCAUCAUCAUUAUCAUCAUCAUCAUCAUUGUUACUGUGAAAGAAAGUGGACAUUUUUAGCCCAGCGAUUUUUCCUCCGUUUUCCUCCUGCUCGCUUCUGUAUUUGAUAUCAGUCUCCUUUUCCUCUCCUUGCAGGGAAGCGAUGAGUUGGGUUCUGGCAUGCAUUGUGUGUUUGUUCAUCUUUGAUGCUUCGAAAGCUGAGCGCUGAGGACGUGGUGAUUGUGGUGAUCGUGGUGACGGUAGUGGUGGUGGUGGUCGUCGCCAUAUUAGGGUUUAUACAGUGAUUUUGCGAUACAUGAAAUGUUAGAAUAUUAGCAAGAGCGCCAAAGAAAAGGGAAAAAUUAUUAAAUUGCUACCCCAUUACUGCAUUAUGGGAAGGAAUGUGGUGCAGCGUUAUUCCCAGUAAACUGAAUUAGAGGAAGGAAUAAAUUGGAACCAAUCGAUUAACAACAAUGCAUACUCAAACUUCCUAUUUCCGUUUGACUUUAUAUUGUUUCUUUAUUGUGGCAGCGUAUCUCUUGACAACAAAACAACGACCCCGGCCUCCUAUCACCUUGCCUGUACCCACUCCAGCAUCAACAACCGCGCCAUGCUUGCCUCGCGAUCUACCACAGCACCUGGCCACCUCUGCUACCCUAGCCUCGCGCCCCUCCCGGCCCGCUUCCUUUCCACCACUCACUACUGCCACGCCAGACCUGCAGUGCCGUGGUAUGUUCACUACUGGAAAUGGAGACCAAGAUACUGUCAUGGUUUCCGAUGACUACUACUGGGAACUAAGUCGCAAGCUGUCCCCACUAUUAAUGCAAGAUGUGACUGACGCAUCAUCCAAUAUCCUGGGCGUUCACGCCUUUAGUGGCACUAGACUGCAGCUCAUGAACGGCUCCUUGCCUUACCUCCCCUGCACGGUGCGUUUGCAUUCACCUACAUCUAUUCAUAAAUAGCUUUAGUAUG
Molecule: messenger RNA, 971 nt
Organism: Portunus trituberculatus (swimming crab)
Lineage: Eukaryota; Metazoa; Arthropoda; Malacostraca; Decapoda; Portunidae
Exons: 2
Coding region: 473-961 (162 amino acids)
Source: RefSeq, a predicted model, not a curated record